UAGAAAUAUCAUGAAAUGUCGCGAAAGGUCAUGACAUUUCUUGCAAACAGGGCCAUUAUCGGACCAUUCUUCAAUUUGACCAACAACCCACAAGCAUGACAACGAACGCUAUGAAAGCGCAAGGCCAACUGGCUGCCAUUGCCGACCAAGCUGACCGUAUCCACGACAUCGUGACCACACGUCUGCCGCACCAACACGGGCUCGUCGCGGCCGAGAUCGCCGCCACGAGGUGGCUGUCUGUGGCCAACAACGGCAACGCGGCAACUCGCCUCAAGAAAUGCAAAAUGCAAGUGACCAACUUCCGUUUCCGAGUGCUGGAGCAAGGCGAACGACUGACUCGGCUGCUUUGCGACUUGGACCUGGUCGACAGCGAUGGCGACCAACAGAUCCGACAAGAACGCAAGCGACUCGUGCUGCACAUCCAAGACGAACUUCAGCUGGCCGAUGCGUUGAAGCACAAGUGCGAUAAACUCGUUGCCUUCCACGCGUACAUGUUUCCCACUCCUGUGGAGGCGGCAACCCCAGUUGGUUCUCCCAUCCAAGCGGAAGCCAACCCUGAAAAAGCCACCGCGUCGGACAACGAGACCGACGACGACGACGACAUGGAACCCAAUGAUGACGACAACGACAAAGAUAUCGACAUGGACAACAAUGACCAAUCCGACGAGGAAGAAGGCGAACCUGAAGACGAGUCGCAUCUUCCCGUGUGGAAGCCCCGCUUUGAACUGCGCGACGGCCGCGACGGCGCCGUGUACCUCGUGGCGGACCUCACGGGCGUCGACUUGGACCGACAUUUCGACGUCCAUGUCGAUGGUGAUGUGCUGCGCGUGAGCGGAACGAAGCUGCCCACUCCUCGCGACUUGCAAGUGAUGCGAAUGACCCAACAACCCACCUUUGGACGGUUUGCCAUCGAAGAAACGUUCCCGCGGCAUCUGUUCCAUCUUCAGAACGCGACGCUUCGCCGUGUGUCUGGCGGUCUUGUCGAAGUCCGCGUCCCUCGGGCACGAGUGCCGUUCAACGCCAGGCGCAACAUCUAUCGACGACCAGCUCCGUUUGCCAAUAUGGGCAUGGCGUGGUAGUUCAAUAAACUUUAUUUAACAAUGAAAUUGCAUUCUACACAAGUUACUCG
This is a messenger RNA of Aphanomyces astaci, 1129 nucleotides long. RefSeq lists its product as hypothetical. Gene Ontology annotation, molecular function: protein-folding chaperone binding. Bases 96 to 1079 code for a protein of 327 amino acids. Lineage: Eukaryota; Oomycota; Saprolegniomycetes; Saprolegniales; Verrucalvaceae. The record is from RefSeq and is a predicted model, not a curated record. The transcript has a single exon.